Heteronotia binoei (common prickly gecko) is the source of this 2584-nucleotide messenger RNA. RefSeq names its product DNA polymerase eta (gene POLH). Gene Ontology annotation, cellular component: nucleus; site of double-strand break; replication fork. NCBI's taxonomy places the organism in Eukaryota, Metazoa, Chordata, Lepidosauria, Squamata, Gekkonidae. The transcript is spliced from 10 exons. The record is from RefSeq and is a predicted model, not a curated record. Gene Ontology annotation, molecular function: DNA-directed DNA polymerase activity; damaged DNA binding. Bases 180 to 2285 code for a protein of 701 amino acids. Gene Ontology annotation, biological process: error-prone translesion synthesis; response to radiation.
GUGUGUUCUUCUUCCUUUGCCGUACUAAGGGCGGGAAUCGAGAGAACUUUGCUGGCUUGGUAGCAGACGCCGACUGGGAGCCUGGAAGGUCCCAGUCUCCGCUUGGCUCUAAAUGGAAUCCCUCAAGUUUAGGCCUCAUAUGUAACGUUUUCCUUGUCCUGGCCAGUUAGUGUUCCGGUAUGUCUCGUGGACGGGAUCGGGUGGUGGCGUUGGCGGACAUGGACUGUUUCUACAUCCAGGUGGAGCAGCGCCUGAACCCCAGUCUGUGCGGCAAGCCGUGUGCCGUGGUACAAUACAAGAAGUGGAAAGGCGGCGGGAUAAUUGCUGUGAGCUAUGAAGCUCGUGCUUUUGGAGUUACCAGGAACAUGUGGGCUGCUGAUGCCAAGAAGAUAUGCCCAGACCUUCUGUUAGCUCGAGUGCCAGAGGCUCAUGGCAAAGCAGAUCUCACAAAGUACCGAGAAGCAAGUGCUAAAGUGAUGGAAGUGAUGACAUGCUUUGCAGUGAUUGAGCGUGCCAGCAUUGACGAGGCCUACAUGGACCUAACUAGUGCUGUGCAGGAGAGGCUUCAGAGGAUGCAAGGACAGCCUGUUGCAGCAGAACAGUUGGCAACCACCUAUAUCCAGGGAUUACCAGAGAGCUCUGCAGCAGAAGAGAACACAGACAGCAAAGAAGAACUGCGGCAGCGUGGCGUGUGCCAGUGGCUUGAGUUGUUGCCUUAUGGAGAUCCUAGCAGCCCAGAGCUGCAACUGACUGUGGGGGCAGUAAUUAUGGAAGAAAUGAGGGCAGCUGUGGAAUCUGCCACUGGAUUUAGGUGUUCAGUGGGAAUUUCUCACAACAAGGUAUUAGCAAAACUGGCCUGUGGUCUCAACAAGCCCAAUCGGCAGACCCUGGUACCACAGGGUUCUAUCCCUAAGCUGUUCAGCAAGAUGCCAAUCAGCAACAUCCGUAGCCUUGGAGGGAAGCUGGGUGCUUCCAUCACUGAACUUCUGGGAGUGGAAUACAUGGGUCAGUUAAUCCACUUCAGUGAAUCACAGCUUCAGACACGUUUUGGAGAUAAGACUGGCUCCUGGUUGUAUGACUUAUGUAGAGGGAUUGAGCAUGAACCUGUAAAACCUAGACAAUUGCCAAAAUCCAUUGGCUGCAGUAAGAACUUUCCUGGAAAAUCAGCAUUGGUUACUCAGAAACAGGUGCAACAUUGGCUGCUGCAGCUGGCCUUGGAGUUAGAAGAGAGACUUAACAAGGACCGAGACCAAAACAAGCGGGUAGCUAAACAGAUGAGUAUUGGGAUCCGUCUAAAGGGUGGUAAACAUGUUAACAGCCUAUCCCGCUGCUGUGCCCUGUCACAUUAUGAUUCCCAGAAAAUCAGCAGAGAUGCAUUUGCUGUCAUCCAGAAUUACAAUACAGCAGGAGGCCAGCAGGCUGCAUGGUCUCCUCCAAUCACACUUCUCCAGCUUUCUGCAAGCAAGUUUAUGGAGGUUUCCACAGUAUCCUCUGACAUCACUACUUUCCUGAGUACUGAUAGCAAGUAUCCCCAGCCCAUUGGUAUCACUGCAACCAGCCCAAAGACUAAGUCUCUUGGAAGCCCCAAAAAAGAGACAAACAAGACUGUGAAUGCAAUUCAGAUUCUCUUUCAAAGGGCAGAAGAAAGGAAACAGGCUCAAGCCAUAGCUGGGUCCUCUUAUCCUGGUGCUACUAAUGCAAAGACAGUACCAUCAGUAGUAGCAUCCACUUCCUGCCAUAAAGAGUUCAUUCCCACCAACAGCCAGAGUCCAGAUAAUCUUUUGGAACAAAGUAUCACCAGUAGGAACUCUGACUUGAAGCACCAGCCCUCUGUAGAACAGGCUUUGUGCAGCUCUGAUGCAGGCCCUAUGGAGACUACUUUGCUUAAAGUAAACACCACAUUGGUAAAAGCAGAAGUGCUCAAGGCCUCUUCAGAGCAACCUGAUCUGCAGAAAGAAAAGAGUGUGCCACUUUCUGUUGGACUUUCUCAAGAGGAAACUGAUAGUGGAAUUCCACACACCAUUACAGGGGACCAAAUCUUAUGUGAAAAGUGUAACCAAAAGGUGUUGAUGUGGGAGUAUUCAGAACAUUUAGACUAUCACUUUGCUGUGGAACUUCAGAACUCUCUGUCAGGACCCAGCUCUGGCAGGCUACCUGGGGCUGCUAACAGCCCUCCAACUAAGGGCAAAAGUAAACCAAGGAGCCCCACAGCCUCUAGUGCCAAACGGGCAAAGAAAGACAUAGUUGGGACACUGGAUUCAUUUUUUAAGCGUCUUCCUCCUUAGAGACUGAAGUUCACCUGGACAGCUGAAGCCUUAUCUCAGUUAAAUUUUUAAUUGUGUCUUAUUCAAAUAUGCCUAAUGAAUUAUUUCCAGCUGGUGCUUUGAGAGCUGCAAGAACUGCUAUGAUAGUUGAAAAACAGCACUUGCUAGACUUUCUGCAGCUCAAGGUGAUAACAGUGUAGUAUCAAGUUGGCACUCAAAGUAAUGCUAUAUCAUUGCUCUCUGAUUAACUGGCUGAUUGCUAUUGAAAACCCAUCUCAUUUUUUUUUAUGAUGAAGUAAAAUAAACACUUCUUAAAUGGG